Molecule: messenger RNA, 2502 nt
Organism: Cryptococcus wingfieldii CBS 7118
Lineage: Eukaryota; Fungi; Basidiomycota; Tremellomycetes; Tremellales; Cryptococcaceae
Exons: 6
Coding region: 1-2502 (833 amino acids)
Biological process (GO): interstrand cross-link repair
Cellular component (GO): nucleus; mitochondrion
Molecular function (GO): single-stranded DNA 5'-3' DNA exonuclease activity
Source: RefSeq, a predicted model, not a curated record
AUGUCUGAGGAAGAGACUGGUCCGGGAUCGUCCUCCGCGAAGGAGACUGAUGGACCGAUCGGAGCCGCUACUCGACCCUCCCCCAAUCCUCUCGAGUUGGUCAACCUACCUUCCGAACUAGCUCUUCCUACAUCUCCAAUCGAUCAAGGCCACCAAGCAGAUCCGACAAUCCUCAAGGAUGAAGCCAAGGAUGAAGCCAAGGAUGAAGCCAAGGAUGAAGCAGAAGACGAAGACGAUGACGUUUUCGGAUCGGACAUUGUCAUGGACGAAGCUUUGGAGGAAGUGCUUGAUCGGGUGGAGAGAAGGUAUAGGGUCCAGAGCAUGGCUCCACCUCGAGAGGCUCGAGAGGGAGAGCGUGUGGAGCUGUUGGUUGAUAUGGAGGAUCUGGUUCCUCCUCCCAAACCACCGACUAUUGCGCGUGAUGGUCUACUCCAAAACGUCGGCCAUGGGGAUGGAAAAGAUGCUCUGGAAUCUCCGCCGAUCGAGGUCGACGUCGCGGAUGAGACAGAAGAAGGCGCUGAGGAAGGAGAGGGAGACGGAGACGGAGACAAAGAGGAGCAGCAGCAACAGCUCGCGCCGUUCUUUCAAUUCAGACGGAAAGGCUAUCUGAGUGUAUCUGACUUGGUCGGGCCGUUGUGGUGUGAGACUCAGUACGACUACCGUCUCCGAACUCUCCCCUACCUCCCCGUCGCCCAGCGUCCCUCCACAAUCACCUCAACCUCCGGCAAACUUAUCACUGUCGAUACUUUCCGUACGGAGGGUAAGGAUCGGGUGAUGAAGCGUGGAGGAGAGAUACAUAAGAGGUUGGAGAGGGAGAUACAUCCGGAGGAGGUCGUUGUUGGGACGGUUAGUCGGGAGGAUGUUUGGGGGUUGAGGUUCUUGAACAUGUUCUCGGCGGUGGAAGCGCUCUUGACGAUCGGGAAAUGUCGAGAGUUUCCUGUGGUGGGGUUCGUGAACGGUGUGAUGGUGCUAGGGAUUAUAGAUGAAAUCGUUCGCAGACCUCUAAAGCCCACGAAAGAAAAGGCACCCUCGAAACCGCCUUCCCCAAAUCGUCAAACAUCACUAUCCUCCUUCUUCUCCCCUACCAAGCCUCGCCCUGCCCCUUCCUCUUCCCCCACAGACGGUCCCAAAGCAAGGACACACAAGCUCUUCAUCUCCGAUUCCAAAACACGCACCAGCGGUUUUCUGCCUCGAGAAGACGAUUCUCAAGCGGGCAGGCUGCAGGUGAUGAUGUACAAAGAGAUGCUCGACGCUAUCCUUCUAGCUCCUUUUCGUCAAAACACUUCCGAGAUAGACGGCACUGGGGAUGGCGAUGAGGGACAGGACCCCAAGCCGCUCGAUAUCCUACCAACCCAGAUCCACCCUUCAAAAGCAUUUUCCUACCCAUUACUCUUUGCGCAUCUUGACCUCUCCCCGACGGCCCUCUUUUCAGAUCAGUUCAUGCAGGACAGCAGGGCGGUCAUUGAGGGCAACAAACUGCGGUUCGGGGCCAAGAAAGGUGGGUGUUUGGAAGACUAUCUGGCAGUCUGGGAAAAGUAUGUUGUUGAGCUUGGACUGGGAUGCCCCGCCCCUCCUAGUUCGUCGACACCUUCUGCCACUCCUUCCUCGACCACUACGAAGCCGCAGGCGAAAUCCAAGCCUGCUGGGGAUGAAUGGCGCAACUUGGGCAGGACGGACGACAGACUCGAACUUGUUUACCGCCGUGCUGGUGGGAAGAAGAAGGGGAAGGGGAAGGGGAGAGAGAGGAAGAGACGGAAGGGUGGCUUGACGGGAGGAAGUGGUUCGAGAAGGGAAGAGAGGGAGGGGAAAAUGAGGGGGGCGGAGGAGGAGAGACUGGUGCGGCUGGCUAUCGCCGAGAGUCUGAAGCUAUCUGGGGAGUCAACCUCAGAGCCAGACGCUCCGAUACCCGCAGAAUCCUCAACGGACCAAGGAGAGAACCCUCUGCCCGACCCAUUCGAGAACACCACCUUGAGUCCCAAUCAGCCUCUGCCGCCCGCAUCAUUUACGCUCGGCACAGCUGCCUCCAAGAAGCACCCAAUCGACGAUGAGGAAAUUAGUAGCAAGAGCGAGUACUUUACGGCAGAUGAAGACGAAGCGUUCGUUGAUUCCAUCGAGGUGGGGUUGGGUGGAGAAGAGGACGAGGACGUGAGUGUGGCUUCGCCGAAAGCAAGAGUCACAUCUCUUCCCAAUUCUCAAUCCCUCGCCUCGACCCUCCCUCCGUCAAUCCCAGCUCCGAACCAGGCCCCAGCUCAAGAUUCGGACGAAGAUGAAGACGCCAAUCCUUCCUCCGGGUCGAUCAUCGGCAAGCACACUUUUACCCACUCGCCGGAGGGGCUCGCGUCGCAUUUGGAGAGUGUCCUCCAGUUUUGGAUGGGAGAGCGGGAGCCGAAGGGUGUGGAGAUUACGGAAGCGAGGAGGUGUGGAUGGUGCGAGUUUGAGGAGGGAUGUGAGUGGCGGUUGAAGAAGAUCGAAGAACUCAAAUCUAGGAAGCAUCACGGUUGA